UGACAAAAUGGAACCCACCAGCAGUGUGAGGAGACCUGAAAGUGGCACAUGGCAGAGUGUGGCGAUGGAGACAGCAGCAAUGGGAGGCCGUACAGGGACCCAUGACACACUCUGGACCUGGCAGCAGCAUGAGGAGGUGGUACAGGGGCCCAUGACAGAUUACGGGCCUGGCAGCAGCAUGAGGAGUCGCUGCUUCUGCUCAGCCACUCUGCCAUUGGAACUCACCGUCGACAGUGUAAGGAGACCUGAAAGUGGCACAUGGCAGAGUCUGGCGAUGAAGUCAGCAGCAAUGGGAGGCCGUACAGGGACCCAUGACACACUCUGGACCUGGCAGCAGCAA
Staurois parvus is the source of this 340-nucleotide messenger RNA. NCBI's taxonomy places the organism in Eukaryota, Metazoa, Chordata, Amphibia, Anura, Ranidae. The record is from the annotation of a GenBank genome assembly.